Molecule: messenger RNA, 1338 nt
Organism: Sesamum indicum (sesame)
Lineage: Eukaryota; Viridiplantae; Streptophyta; Magnoliopsida; Lamiales; Pedaliaceae
Product: GDSL esterase/lipase At5g14450
Molecular function (GO): hydrolase activity, acting on ester bonds
Source: RefSeq, a predicted model, not a curated record
UAAGAAAAGAAAAAUGGGGUUCUUGAUAAAUUUGGUUUUAUGGUUUUUUUUCUCAUCACCAACCAUAAGAACAAAUGGUGACGAUGAGGUGAUAAACUUACCACCAUGUGAUUACUCUACCAUGUACAACUUUGGUGAUUCAAAUUCAGACACUGGAGGGAUAGCAGCAGCGUUUUAUCCACCAGCAUCACCUUCCGGUGAGACGUACUACGGUCGGCCGGUCGGCAGGGCCUCCGAUGGCCGUCUCAUCAUAGACUUUAUUGCUGAGAAUCUGGGGUUACCGUAUCUGAGUCCGUAUCUGGAUUCAGUAGGAUCCAGUUACCAGAACGGGGCGAACUUUGCAACGGGUGGAGCAACCAUUUUACGGCCAAAUGGAUCUUGGUUUGACAGUGGUCUCAGCCCCUUCAAUCUUGAAAUCCAAGUUGAGCAUUUCACGCAGUUUAAGGAUAGAACUGCUUAUUUAUAUGGUCAAGCACAAGACGAGUGCACUAGAAAAAGACUCCCAAGACCUGAGAACUUCUCAGAGGCUCUCUUCACUCUAGACAUAGGACAAAACGACGUCGCCGUAGGUAUACGAAGUUUGAGCUACGAACUCCAACAAGCAGUCGUCCCCAAUAUACUCAGCCAGUUCAUAACACAAGUUCGAGGCUUGUACGAGAGAGGAGCGAGGACGUUCUGGGUACACAACACGGGGCCGAUCGGCUGUUUGCCGGUGGCAAUUGCUAAAGUGAAAGAUCCUGCGCCGGGGUAUCUUGAUGAGAAUGGCUGCGUCAAGAGCCAGAAUGAUAUAGCCUUGCAGUUCAACGAAGAGCUCAAGGAUGAGAUUGUGAAGCUAAGAGCAGAGCUCUCCGAUGCAGCCAUAGUCUAUGUUGACAUGUAUGCUGCCAAGUAUGAGUUGAUCACCAAUGCCAAGAAUCAAGGAUUUGAGGACCCUUUCGAGAUCUGCUGCGGUUAUCAUGGGAUUGGAUACGAUGUUUGGUGUGGGAACAAAGGGAAUGUAAAUGGCACUGAAGUUUAUGCUGGUUCUUGUGAAGAUCCUUCUAAAAUCAUCAGCUGGGAUGGGGUGCAUUACACUGAAGCUGCAAAUCAUUGGAUAGCAAACCGUAUUGUGAAUGGAUCUAUGUCGGAUCCAUCGAUCCCAAUCACAAGUGCAUGCCAUGCAAGAGCAAAUCUCAGUGCUCUGGGAUUCUUCUAAUGCAUGAGGGCGAAAUUUAUGAAUGUAGCCAUGCAUGUAAGCGCAAUCUAGUUAUCUAAUGUUGCAAUUCAAUUGUCCUAGCCAAGACAGGAAGAUUUCUUACUUUGGUACAUACAUAAAAACCUUUUUAUAUACAUCAUCAC